UUUUCAAUAUCUCAAUCAAAAAACAAUUUUAUGCCGAACUUACCUGUGGGAGAAUAUCGUAUUGUCUUUCAAAAAUUAUAUCCUUGUGAUUCAACAAAUAACCAUUCAAUUUUAUUUAAUGUUUAUUUUAAUAAAAAGACAUUAAGUAUAACUGAGAUGAAAGGGAAUUUAACAUAUUUGAUACCUUUUGACGAUACUCUUAUACUUGAUAUAAAUCUGUCGUCUGGGGGUUCGACUGGUGGUUGGAAACCAAAUUCGAAUGUUCACAUAACAAAAAAUUUAAAACAAACACUUUUAGUCCAGUUCAAUUAUGUUUGA
Molecule: messenger RNA, 318 nt
Organism: Myzus persicae (green peach aphid)
Lineage: Eukaryota; Metazoa; Arthropoda; Insecta; Hemiptera; Aphididae
Exons: 3
Source: RefSeq, a predicted model, not a curated record